AUGUCCACAAUAAGGCAACUGUCGCUUGGUCAAAAUCAGCUAUCAGGUAGCCUCCUAGGAAACAUAGGCCUUGGGGUUCCAAACCUACAACUCCUUUUUAUAGGAAGAAAUGACCUCAAUGGAGUCAUCCCCAGCCUCUCCAAUGCUUCUAUGCUCACGAAGCUAGAGUUUGCCCGAAACUCAUUUACAGGGAAGAAAGCUAAAUAUAUAAUCCCUGGGAUCAUAUCAGUAGUUCUUCUAGUGGCCUCCGAAUCUAUCUUUCUUCUACACUUAAAAAGGAAUGUGGAACUUCCAAUAGAGGCUACCUCAUUGUCUCAACGUCUUCUUUGGAGUAGAGUUUCACAACUAGAACUUGUGAGGGUGACAAACGGAUUUAACGAAAACAACUUACUUGGAAGUGGGGGUAUUGGCUCAGUAUAUAAAGGGGCACUUUUAGAUGGAACAGAUGUUGCAGUAAAGGUUUUCAGUUUGAAGCUAGAGGGGGCUUUCAAGAGUUUUGAUAGAGAAUGUAAAAUUAUCAGUUGUUGCAGUGAAAUUGAUUUCAAAGCCUUGGUAUUAAAUUACAUGCCAAAUGGGAGCCUCGAGAAGUGGUUGUAUUCUGAGAACUCUUCUUUGGAUUUCCUAGAGAGGAUGAACAUAAUGAUGGAUGCUGCAUCUGCACUGGAAUACCUACACCAUGGUUAUUCACUACCUAUUGUGCAUUGUGAUAUAAAGCCAAACAAUAUAUUACUAGAUGAUGACAUGGUUGCACAUGUUGCUGAUUUUGGAAUUGCAAAACUCUUAGGUGGGGGAGAUUCCACCACCGAAAGCAUGACCUUAGCCACAGUUGGAGUAUGGGAUGGAGGGAAUAGUUUCAACAAGAGGGAUGGUGUAGAGUUUUGGAAUUGUAGUGAUGGAAACUGUGAGAAUGUGAAGGUAAAGAGUCUCACAUUGGAAAGUUAA
Molecule: messenger RNA, 942 nt
Organism: Prunus armeniaca (apricot)
Lineage: Eukaryota; Viridiplantae; Streptophyta; Magnoliopsida; Rosales; Rosaceae
Source: the annotation of a GenBank genome assembly